AUGAAUGAAUACAAAAGACGGGGAAAAAAAAAUAAAAUAAAUAAUAAUAAUUUGGUGAGGCAAAGCCAACGAUUGUUGUUGUUUGGCCUAUGGCGAUAUGACGUCACCGACGAAGAAGGCCUGCCGGGCGCGGCUCGAGCAGGAAGUCGAAUCGUUGGUGGGCGCGGCCUCGCGGAGGUGACCCCGUCCCCGCGCACCCGAGCGCAGGAAUGCGAGUGGAAUCUUCUCAGCUGGCUGCCGAAAGAGGAGCCGUCCACGAAACUGACUCGUCCGAGGUGUGGCCGGGACUCGCUCUCUCGCUCGUCGCGUGCGAGGAAGGAAAGCGGCACAAGCGCUGCGGGCGACAUGGACAAGGCUUCGGAUCCAGAUCCAGAUCCAGAUGGGUCCCAGCAGGAGGACGCCGCCCCCGGAGGAGAGCCUGAAGGAAGCCCCGAGGGACGCCCCCGAGCCCGAGAAGCUCCCGACAAGGACUCGGAGGCGGCGCGCGAGGGGGUUUCGGCCGAGGACGCGGUGGUGUGCGACUCCUGCAUGGAGAGCCCGCGGCCGGCGCUCAAGUCCUGCCUGACGUGUUUGGUGUCGUACUGCGAGGCGCACUUGCGUCCUCACCUGGAGAACGCCAAGUUCCACAACCACCGGCUGGUGGAGCCGCUGCGCGACAUCGAGAGGCGGACCUGCGAGAUCCACAAGCGCCCCCUGGAGCUCUUCUGCGACGCCGACGCCUGCUGCCUGUGCCGGGACUGCGUGGGCGAAGACCACCGCGGCCACCGCACCGCCGGCGUCGCCGAGGCGCGCCGUCGCGUGGAGAGGGAGCUGCAGGUCAAACGCGGCGAGAUGACCAAGACGGCCACGGCGGCGGAGAACGCCAUCGACAAGCUGCAGCUCAACGCCGUGUCCAUCCAGCGCUCGGUCAGCGAGGUCCGCGCCGUCAUCCGGGCCCAGCUGGAGCGGCUGCGGGCGGCCGUGGAGAAGGCCGAGACGGAGGUGGGCGAGAUCCUGGAGGCCGAGGAGAAGCGGGCCCUCGGGCAGGCCGAGGGCAUCCGGGCCCACCUGGAGCAGAGGUGCGCCGAGCUCAAGAGGGCGCAGGCGCAGGUGGACAGGAUCUCGCGCAACAAGAACCACGUGGACUUCCUGCAGGAGUAUUCCGAGUGGAAGAAGGAAGCGUCCGACACUUCCUUGCCGGGCGUCUACAUCGGACUGAUGGAUCGCCUCAACUCGGUCGGCCGCGUGAUCGCCGACGCCACGCAGGAGUUGUGCGCCGCGCUGGCCGCGUCCUACGUGGAGAAGGUCCGGGAGACGUGCAACACCGACAAGAUGGGCAUCAAGACCACGGUCCAGGCCAUGGUCGCCGCCAACCACGACGCCGGCGUUCCCGAGCCGGUCACGCGGGACGACUUCCUCAAAUACGGCGCGCAGGUGAGUUUCGACGCGGACACGGCUCACGUCUUCCUGCGUCUGACCGAAGACAACCGCAAGGUGACCAACACCACGCCCUGGCAGCACCCCUACCCGGACCUCCCCGAGCGCUUCCAGGACUGGCGGCAGGUGCUGGCCGCCGAAAGUUUCUACCUGGGCCGCCAUUACUUCGAGGCGGACAUCGGCGGCGAGGGCACGCACGUGGGCCUCACCUACAAGAGCAUCCGGCGCAAGGGCGGCGACAGCGGCGGCUGCAUCGCCGGCAACGACCGCUCCUGGUGCCUGCACUGGAACGGGCGCGCCUUCUCCGCCUGGCACAGCGGCGUGGAGACGCCCCUCAGCGUGGGCAAGUUCACGCGCGUGGGCGUGUACGUGGACUCCACCCGGGGCCUCCUGGCCUUCUACGGCGUGGACCGAGCCAUGACGCUGAUCCACCGCUACGAGGCCGAGUUCCUGGAGCCGCUUUAUCCCGCCUUCUGGUUGUCCAAGAAGGAGAACGUGGUGGUUCUGGUGCCGCCCGGGGAGCCCUUGCCCCUCAGGAGCCCCUCUCCCCCCUCGUCCCCGCUGAACGCCGACCCCCCCCCCCCCCCCCCGCCGUAAAAGCCGGGCGGAAAUGAACUCACAUUAAAAAGUUGACACUCCCAAAUGGAUCUUUG
Molecule: messenger RNA, 2069 nt
Organism: Syngnathoides biaculeatus (alligator pipefish)
Lineage: Eukaryota; Metazoa; Chordata; Actinopteri; Syngnathiformes; Syngnathidae
Gene: trim16
Product: tripartite motif containing 16
Exons: 7
Coding region: 1-2013 (670 amino acids)
Molecular function (GO): protein binding; zinc ion binding
Source: RefSeq, a predicted model, not a curated record